Vespa crabro (European hornet) is the source of this 1733-nucleotide messenger RNA. RefSeq lists its product as uncharacterized. The record is from RefSeq and is a predicted model, not a curated record. The transcript has 4 exons. Bases 699 to 1145 code for a protein of 148 amino acids. Lineage: Eukaryota; Metazoa; Arthropoda; Insecta; Hymenoptera; Vespidae.
AUAUAUUGUUCAUCGAUGAAGUAUUUAUUAUACAUAUAUAUAUAUAUAUAUAUGUGUAUAUAUAUACACACGUGUGUAUAUAUAUAUACACACACGUAUGUGUAUGUACAUAUGACUCCCGUAUGUUGCGACAAAGGUACCUACGUAGAUACACAGAUCGGAGGAGGAGGGUCUUUAUCAGCGUCGCUCGUUCGACGGGCGUCGCCGUUAGCGUACUUUAUUACGUUAUCGUGCGUGCUCCCGCUCAGUUCUCCGCGUUCUUUGAAAUUUGUUCGGUCGAAGACACGGCUUUUUUUCUUUCUCAGACCCGGCUUCACCUGUUCCAAAAUAUCGAUCGAACGAAAACGUAUUCAACGAAUAUAACAAUAGAAGUUUACGUUCUAACGUUGCUCUACGUAGGAAGAUUGAGUUUUCAUUUUGUUCUUUUUUCUUCCCUUUUUUCUUUUUCUUUUUUUUUUUUUUCUUUUCAUUCACUCGGGAACAGAGAAAGAAAGAGCGAAAAGAAUAAGAGAGAAAUUCUUGUCUGUUAUUAAUACAAAAAAAUGUCUUGAGGAUGGUGCUCGAUCAUAGGAGAUGCGACGUCAACGAUGAUAACAGCUUGAUACUGAUAUCUUGAUUACGAUCAUCAAUUUACACGUUAAGGAUACGUCAGCGCAUUAACGCACACUCGUAUUCUUAUCGAUCGGUUCUCAUUUGUAAUGGACACCCUAGAUCUCUAUCUAUACUUUUACAUAGCCUGUGGCGUCGGAUUGGGUCUACAUCUGCUGACGUUCUGCUUACUUUGCAUUUUUUAUUGCAAAAUCAAACGUCUCGCUAAAGCGGAUGGCAUACCCGGAGUUUCAUUUUGGCGGAAUUAUCUACACCUUUACUUGAUCUACGACGCGUCCAUUCAAGAGGACGAGAAAGGUACGAAGAGAAAGAGAAAGAGAAAGAUAGAGAGAGAGUAUGUGUCCAACCAGUUGGGCAGACAGACGAAUAUGAUGGCGGAUUUCUGUUACACGAAUCCGACGAUCGUGCCUGGUGAGGAGUUAUCUCGUCGUGGAUUCUCAAUGUAUUGUGGGAGCGACAGUUUCAACGAGGAUACUAAUUCAAAACACAAAGAUAUCAAUUAUGGAACUUAUCAUGAGGCUUUGUCGAAGUUUUGACAUUAAUCUAGUUUAAAAAUUCUCGAGAAUAGUACUUAACGAGCGAGAAAAUAACUCAUAAUUAAUUUAUAUUCUCUACAUACACGCACGUACGCUUGCACGCGUACACACACACACACACACGAACGCACACACACACAUAUAUAUAUAUAUAUAUAUAUAUAUAUAUAUAUAUAUAUAUACGCCUCAUAGAAUCAUUUAGUAAAAUAUAUUUUAAGACUAAUUUGUAUUUUCUUUUGCAAUAUUUUCGUUUCUUUUUCUAUUUUUUUCUUUUUUUUCCUUCCUGUAAGUUUAUCGACUUUUCAAACAUUUCCCGCCAUGUUAUUUAUUAUCGGCAUUGUUGAGAUUCGCGACAUUGUUCUCAGAUGUCGCUGUAUGUAUCCACCGUUCGACGAUAUUUGAUAAAAAUUAAAUCGACUGUAAAGCCUUGUAACCGACAAGAAAUUAUAAGAAAAACAUUCUUAUAUUCCAAAGAUCGUUUAUAGAAUAAAUUAGAAAUUAAGUAUUGUAAUCUUCUUAAUAACCAUACGAAUUUGCUAGUCUCAUUAUUAGAUAAAUCUACUAUUAAUAAUAAAUUUAAUUAUGUUA